UCGCCUCACUUUUGCUACUAUGCUUCAACAUAAGUCAUUAGAGUCCAAGCUGGAAUGUUAUAUUAGUAAUUGAAUAUACUUACCUAUAUAUCAUCUUGGGGUGGAGGAAUUUGAAAAGACCAGAGGCAACGGGACGCACUUCCAAAGAGCUCUGCACUAAUCUAGGUCUAAUAGUGCCUCAGUUUGCAAGUCUGCGCCAAAGAGUGAUCUAAUCAUUUUCCCUUUUCCCAUCAUGCAGCCUGACUCACCUCUGUUCGCACUGCCUAGCGAGAUUCGGGAUCGCAUCUAUGAUUUUUAUCUCGCCUACCACCACAGCGACUUCGUGGACACGCUACGUCCAAAGCAGUUGUUCUUCGAUGAUACCGCCUUGUUUGCGCGGGAUCUUCCCGCGUUGAUGUGCACAUGCAAACGUGCCUACCAGGAACUGAGUCCAGCCGUUCACGGAGAGGCAGCGAUGCGAGUCGAGAUGCGCGGGAGAGUGGAACGGCGGAUCGGUUUCGCAGUCCAUGGGACACUUCGCUUUGAGCGCCUGCAAAAGCUAUGGGUUUUGGUAUCGAUGGAACAUCCUAACUGGAAUGGGUGGCUAUACGUCUUCGAAGACAUAGUGAGACGCGCUCCCCAUCUUCAGGUCUUGGUCGUAGACUGGGCCCCUCGGUCCACCCCAGAAUCUAACUGGGAGGGGCGCGCGAAUGUGAAGAAGGAAGAUGAGUUCUGCGAUAUGAUCAAAAGGUUGAAGAAGCUCCGUACCCUGAAAGUCCAUGGAAACAUUUCGGCAAGGUGGAUUGAAAGGCUUGGGGACGCGGGACCGCGCGUGAUACUGGAUCGCUCGCGUUGGUGGAGGGAGCCUGGGCUGGACUCUUAAACCAUGGUGAGAGCUGGCCCGCGCAGCCAAAGCUCUCAUCUUACCUAAUCUCAAUCCACUUUCCUUUUCGCAUAGAUAUAUACCUCUCGGUUUUCGUUACUGAAUGCGGUACACUGUAACUCAAGAUGAUUGUCUCGGGCUGAGGCCAAAAUCAUCGCAAUCUAGAGCUUGCGUCCCAUCACGUUAACACGAUCACGAGCACUUCGAGCCUGAGCCGGCGGUUAAUUGUUCAUGUUGUGAUGCUUUGCCUAUUAUUUGUUCUCUCUGUAUUGUAUAGAUGACCUCUAUUGAAUAGACAUUAACCUAGCAGGUUGCUCUGACCUGCGGAACCUGACGCGCGUUAGUUGCGAUGAAGACUGAAUCGCGACACACUUUUACCGUCAAACCAUACCUACACUGAUACUGACUCUAGAACCACUUCUGCACUCCCUGCCUGUGCACGAAUCAAGCCCUAUAGCUGUCGUAAUGGCUCACGCCGAUCUAUAACCGGCAUUAAACCACUAACCUUUGCUAGUCUGCGGGGAGCGCUUUAUAAAUAAAGGCACCCAUGAUACCUAGUUGGCGGAGCGCUAGUAAAGAG
Molecule: messenger RNA, 1442 nt
Organism: Xylaria bambusicola
Lineage: Eukaryota; Fungi; Ascomycota; Sordariomycetes; Xylariales; Xylariaceae
Exons: 2
Coding region: 233-862 (209 amino acids)
Source: RefSeq, a predicted model, not a curated record